Molecule: messenger RNA, 873 nt
Organism: Botrytis byssoidea
Lineage: Eukaryota; Fungi; Ascomycota; Leotiomycetes; Helotiales; Sclerotiniaceae
Exons: 2
Coding region: 1-873 (290 amino acids)
Source: RefSeq, a predicted model, not a curated record
AUGCAUCCACAAACCUUCGAUCUUCUCCGAAUGGAGACUAGUCUCCGCCAAUUGCAGCUAUUCGAAACUCCCAAUCCUCUCAUCAUCGGCGUCGACCACAACUUGGAUCCUUAUUUCAAAGCUCGGCGUUCAUUUUGUCUCUUUCCCAGGUUACCGACGGAACUUCAGCUUAUGAUCUGGGCUGCGGCUGCGGAUGAUCGACAGAUUGUGCGUAUUAAACCUUGCGACGAAGAUGGAUCAGAAGAUGAAGGGUUUCGGGGUCAUUAUAUCAUGCCGGUGGUUCUGCACGUUUGUCGCGACUCUAGAAAAGAAGCACUCAAAAUAUACACGGUUAUAUUCAGAGGUAUUCUUCGCAAUCCUAUCUACUUCAAUUAUCAGCAAGACUAUAUAAGUCUUGUUGGCAGUAGCACAUGUGAGCUUUUCGAAACUCUUGCGGAAGAAGACUAUGUCAUCUCUGAAGAGAUCAAAAAGGUCGAAAACGUGUUUUCGAUGAGUGCCGGUUGUGGUAGUGGCGAGAGCGAAGAAGAUGUUUUGACGGAGAUACUGGCCAUUUGGGAUGGGGUCAAGCGUGUAGUCAUUGCAGAAAGAUCGCCAACUUGGUGGGGCACAUUCAAGGAGAUCUGGUCUGACAGGGAGGUGAAGAGGCUCUCUUACAACGCCAAAGCUGACCGUAUCAGAGAAGGGACUGCCACUCCAGGAUCCCCCGAAGUUCGUAUUGUCAAGUUUGAUGAUAUUCUAGAUGCCGUGCAACGAGGUGAGCAGCGAUCAAUGAGUAGUGCAAACGCAACACUUUCUUUUUUUGACACGUUAUUUGACGUCAGCUCUACAUAUAACACCAAGAAACUGUCCAAGAAAGCUUUGGAAUCAGUUUAG